Drosophila hydei is the source of this 2258-nucleotide messenger RNA. It is a transcript of the gene Dic3, whose product is annotated as mitochondrial dicarboxylate carrier. The record is from RefSeq and is a predicted model, not a curated record. Gene Ontology annotation, biological process: succinate transmembrane transport; phosphate ion transmembrane transport; oxaloacetate transport. Gene Ontology annotation, molecular function: oxaloacetate transmembrane transporter activity; succinate transmembrane transporter activity; antiporter activity. Lineage: Eukaryota; Metazoa; Arthropoda; Insecta; Diptera; Drosophilidae. The transcript is spliced from 4 exons. Bases 211 to 1092 code for a protein of 293 amino acids.
AAAAUUAGUUGGAUGAGCUUUGUAUCAGAAAUCAACGUCUAUUUUUCAAAAUCCAUUAUAUGUAUAUAAAUAAAAAUACGUUUAAAUCAACAGUAAGUUUGCUUUUGGCUCGCUAAGUCAAAUUUAAUGUAAGACAUGACACUUCGUGUCUUGGUCGUUCCGUUGUUACGAAACUUUUUAUAAUAAUUUUUCGGUAUUUUAUUGUGUGGAAUGGGUGACAUAAAUUCUAGUCGACUGCCACGUUGGUGGUCCGGUGGGGUUUGUUCCGCGAUGGCAGUAACGACGACACAUCCGCUAGAUUUGGUAAAGGUUCAGUUGCAGACGCAGUCUGAAAAGGUGCCCGUAUCGCGACUGAUUAAUAACAUAUAUAGGAAUGCGGGACUCCUGGGGUUCUACAGCGGUAUUUCGGCGUCAUGGUUCCGUCAGCUUACCUACACCACGGCCCGAUUUGGUCUGUACGAAUAUGGUAAGAACUUUGUAGACGCCAAUAAUAUGUCAGCAAAGUUCCAAUUGGCCGCGGGGGCGGGUCUGUUGGGUGGAAUACUGGGCGUGCCGGGUGAUGUGGUAACAGUGCGGCUGCAGAACGAUUCCAAGCUGCCGGUGGCCGAGCGUCGAGGCUAUAAACACGUUUUUGAUGGCCUUUAUCGGAUCGCGAAGGAAGAGGGCUUUAAGAGUCUGUUUCGAGGCACCAUACCAGCAGUAACGCGGGCCAUACUAUUAACAAUUGGCACAAAUGCCGCAUAUGACCAGGUUAAGCAGGUUUUAAAGGGUGACGUUGGUAUUAAGGAGGGACUUCCCCUGCAUUUCCUAACAUCAACAAUUGCCGGUUUCAUUGGCACCAUAAUGACGCAGCCGAUCGAUGUGAUGAAGACAACGUACAUGAAUGCACCGCCAGGUGAAUUUAGAGGCCUGGCUGAUGUUGCUGUUCACACAAUGAAACAGGGUCCAUUGGCUUUCUACAAGGGCUUCGUGCCGGCUCUGCUGCGCAUCAGCCCGAACACGAUAAUCACCUUUAUGCUGUACGAGCAGGCGCGCUUACGCUUUGGAUAUUUGCCAUCCAAUGACUCGGACUCAAAUAAGAAAUUCAAAUAGGAUUUAUAUGUUUAUAUAUAUAUGCAUUUACAUAUAUAGAUUUAUAGACACGGACAAUACGUGGCCAACCUGAAGAUGCAAACGACGAUGUCACAGCCGCUGCAUCGGCAAUUGCAGCAGUUGGCUUGAGUUGCGCAUAUUUUCACAUGAGGAAACUGGACUGACUGAAGUAGGCGACUGUAAACGGAAGCAUCUUUUGGCUUUCUGUCUGUCUCGCCGCCUAGUUGUAGUCGGUUUGUUCGCUUUUUUUACUCUACACGUACUGUAAGUGUAGCAAAGAUGUAUUGAUUAUGAGACAUUGAAUGCUACAGCCAGAAUAUGGAGUCGAGUAAAGUCGCGCUGCUGUAGCCAUCUUACCUGUCUACCCGUUUUUAUGCAGCUUUAAAUUCAAGAGCCCAGCCACAGAGUAUCCGCUAGUCGUGCACACUUACCGGCUAAGCACUCUACUUGUCUUCCAGCUUUAUUUGGUGCACAGUUUUCUGUCUGUCUGGCCAUUUCCACACGCCGCCCCGCCGCUUGCCCGUCUGUCUUGUUUGUCAAAGAGAAACAGUUAAAUGCCAGUUUACCAGUUAAAUCGGAAUCAAAGCGAAAACAAUGACACAGUAGCAGACCCCCGCCCGUCAGCUACUCCGGCAGACCACAGUCGGAGCGACAGCGACAGCGAGAGCGAGAGCGAGAGCUGAACCCGACCUGCUGCUCGCCAAAUGGCAAGUGAAGUAACUGCACGAAAAAAAAAUCGUCUAGACACAGACUAGACUCCAUAAAAAUAAUUAUUAUCGGUUGCAAUUUCUGUGCCUGUGCCUGUGCCUGUGCCGGCCACCCCUUGCGCCCCUGACUCCUAUAGCUCUCCUCCCUCUACACAAACAUGGUUCGGCUUUUCGCUUUGGCGCUCGACUCGAUGGACGUCAUUCGCAUCAUUCGUUUUCAUCUGCUUCACAUUACGAUUGUAGCUUCUAUUGCUCUCUCUCUCUCUCUCCUCUCACUCUCUUGACUAGUUUCUCUCUUCUUUUUUUCUGUUUCUUACUCAGAUUACGUUCGCGAUCGAAUCUAUUUAACGUACUCAAGUCCUGCCUGUGCUGUUCACUACUGAAAUGUACAUGCAGAUCGCUUGCUCUUGUGCUGAAUAUUAAGUGUUGUGAAUUGAGAAGUUUUAGAAUAUAAAUUUU